AUGCAUUCCCAUCAUUCACACAGUGGCGAUUAUAUAUCGCAUGCGCAUGAUCCCUUAGAAGACAUGGUCCAAAGCUACAUCGACCGUGGUUUCGAAGUGCUUUGUCUUACAGAACACAUGCCAAGACUCGACCAGUCAUACUUGUAUCCUGAGGAAAAGGAAAAGGGGUAUGGAAUAAAGGAGUUACUGGAUGAUUUCAAUAAAUAUUUGGUGCAUGCCAAGAAGGUACAAUCGAAAUAUCUGGAUAAAAUAAAAAUCAUAAUUGGGUUCGAGGUGGAAGGAAUAGAUAAAUCGCAUGUGGAUUACUCCGCAGAAAUACUUAAACACCCUCUGGUCCAAAUGAGUGUGGGUUCAGUCCACUAUGUGCAUGGAUUUCCAAUAGAUUUCUCAAAAGAACUUUGGAAGGAAGCAAAAGCAGCUAGCAAAAGCGGAUUGUCCAGGUCGUUGUAUAAAGACUACUUUGAAUUAGUGUCUAAUGUGAUUGAUUUAAAGCCACAAGUCAUUGGCCAUUUCGACUUGAUUCGUCUAUGUCAGCCUGAUGACGACUUUGACGACACCACUAACAAGCUCACAAAGGAUAUAAGAAUUAAAGAAGAUUGGCCUGAGGUUUGGGAUGUCAUUAUUUCCGCUAUAAAAAAGGCAGGUAAUUAUGGUGCUAUGUUUGAACUAAAUUCCGCUGCCAUUAGGAAAGGCUGGGACUGUCCUUACCCAAAAAGCGAUCUCGUACAGGCGAUUAUCGAGUAUGGCGGUGGUCGAUUUUGUUUAUCAGACGAUGCCCAUUCAAUUGAUCACAUCGGUCUCAAUUAUAGAAAGACUUUACAAUACCUCAGCGAUAACGGGGUAUCGAAGUUAUAUCACCUUGACGUGAAUGAUGGGGAAGUAGUGACUGUCGCUGAUGAUAUAAAAGACAUAGAGGCUUCUACAUUUUGGAAUUAG
Molecule: messenger RNA, 936 nt
Organism: Lodderomyces margitis
Lineage: Eukaryota; Fungi; Ascomycota; Pichiomycetes; Serinales; Debaryomycetaceae
Product: histidinol-phosphatase
Exons: 1
Coding region: 1-936 (311 amino acids)
Biological process (GO): L-histidine biosynthetic process
Cellular component (GO): cytoplasm
Molecular function (GO): histidinol-phosphatase activity
Source: RefSeq, a predicted model, not a curated record